Nipponia nippon (crested ibis) is the source of this 4619-nucleotide messenger RNA. Lineage: Eukaryota; Metazoa; Chordata; Aves; Pelecaniformes; Threskiornithidae. The record is from RefSeq and is a predicted model, not a curated record.
UUUCUGGACGUGAACAGCUCUUGGCUCAGCAAAGAAUGCACAGUAUGAUCAGCUCAGUGGAUGUGAAGUCGGAGGUUCCCGUGGGAUUAGAGCCUAUCUCACCAUUAGACUUGCGAACUGAUCUCAGGAUGAUGGUUCCCAUGGUGGACCCAAUUAUGCGUGAAAAGCAGCUACAGCAGGAGCUACUUCUGAUCCAGCAGCAGCAGCAAAUUCAGAAACAACUGCUGAUUGCAGAGUUUCAGAAGCAGCAUGAAAACCUGACCCGCCAGCACCAGGCCCAGCUCCAGGAGCACAUAAAGGAACUCCUAGCCAUUAAACAACAGCAAGAACUCCUUGAAAAAGAGCAGAAACUGGAGCAGCAGAGACAGGAGCAGGAACUGGAGAGGCAUCGCAGGGAACAACAGCUUCCUCCCCUCCGAGGCAAAGAAAGAAGCCGAGAAAGGGCAGUGGCCAGUACAGAAGUGAAGCAGAAACUUCAAGAGUUCCUGUUGAGUAAAUCGGCAACAAAAGACUCUCCAGCAAAUGGGAAGAAUCAUUCCAUGAGCCGCCACCCCAAGCUCUGGUACACGGCUGCCCACCAUACCUCACUGGAUCAAAGCUCUCCACCCCUGAGUGGGGCCUCGCCACCAUACAAAUACACUUUACCAGGAGCACAGGAUGCCAAGGAUGAUUUUCCACUUCGUAAAACGGCUUCAGAGCCCAAUUUGAAGGUACGUUCACGGUUAAAACAAAAGGUGACAGAAAGGAGAAGCAGUCCUUUACUCAGGAGGAAGGAUGGAAAUGUUGUCAGUUCAUUCAAGAAGCGACUCUUUGAGGUGACAGAAUCCUCAGUCAGUAGCAGCUCUCCUGGAUCAGGUCCCAGUUCCCCAAGCAAUGGUCCGACCAGCAGUGUAACAGAAAAUGAAACCUCAGUUUUGCCAUCUAACGUUCAAGCUGAGCAUCUGGUUUCACAGCAACGCCUUUUGAUACAGGAUGAAUCAGUGAACUUGUUGAGUCUGUACACAUCCCCUUCUCUGCCCAACAUUACCUUGGGACUUCCAGCAGUACAACCUCAGAUCAGUGCUUCACCAUCAUUCAAAGAAAAGCAGAAGGGGGAGACCCAGUCGCUCAGACAAGGAGUGGCCUUGGCUGGACAGUAUGGGGGGAACAUUCCUCCGUCCUCAACUCAUCCUCAUGUUGCUUUGGAGGGAAAGCCAAAUAGCAGCCACCAAGCUCUCUUGCAGCAUCUGUUACUGAAAGAACAAAUGAGACAGCAAAAACUUCUUGUGACUGGAGCAGUUCCUCUUCAUCCACAGUCUCCUCUAGCAGCGAAGGAGAGGGUCUCACCUGGCAUAAGAGCUGCCCACAAACUGCCUCGUCACAGGCCACUGAAUCGAACCCAGUCAGCUCCUCUUCCUCAGAGUACUUUGGCCCAGCUGGUCAUCCAGCAGCAACAUCAACAAUUUUUGGAGAAGCAGAAACAGUACCAGCAGCAGAUCCACAUGAAUAAGAUGCUCUCUAAAUCCAUUGAGCAGCUCAAGCAGCCUGGCAGUCACCUGGAGGAAGCUGAAGAAGAGCUUCACGGAGAUCACUCGAUGCAAGAAGAGCGAGCUCCGGCCAGCGGUGCCAGCGUUAGGGCUGAGAGCAGCAGUGCUGGUGUGGAUGACAGAAUAGGACAGCAGGUGGGGGCUGUGAAAGUCAAAGAGGAGCCACCGGACAGUGAUGAGGAUGUUCAAACCCAGCAAAUGGAAUCUGGGGAGCAAGCUGCUUUUAUGCAACAGGAGUUCCUGGCGCAUCGGCGUGUCCACCAGUUGCAAAUCUACCAGGCUCAGAUGGCUACAGUUGGCAUGGUGGGAUUAGAUAAACAUCGGCCGGUGUCCAGGACCCCAUCUUCCCCUGCUGAUUCCACAUUACCUCACCCAGCCAUGGACCAGCCCAGCCAGCAUGUCUACACGACUGGUGUUGUGUAUGACAGUCUGAUGCUGAAGCACCAGUGUAUGUGUGGCAACUAUGCUAAUCACCCUGAACAUGCUGGAAGGAUCCAAAGCAUCUGGUCAAGGCUGCAAGAAACUGGGUUGCUAAACAAGUGUGAGCGAAUUCGAGGUCGAAAAGCCAGUCUGGAGGAAAUACAGCUGGUUCACUCUGAACAUCAUUCACUGCUGUAUGGCACCAGCCCCCUGAACAGACAGAAGCUGGACCCCAGGAAACUCCUAGGAAACGUGUCUCAAAAACUCUUUUCCUUGUUGCCUUGUGGGGGACUUGGGGUGGACAGUGACACCGUUUGGAACGAGCUGCACUCGGCCGGGGCGGCACGCAUGGCGGUGGGCUGUGUCAUCGAGCUGGCGGCCCGCGUGGCCUCCCGGGAGCUGAAGAAUGGUUUUGCUGUUGUAAGGCCCCCAGGCCAUCAUGCUGAAGAAUCAACAGCCAUGGGGUUCUGCUUUUUUAAUUCGAUUGCAAUUACUGCCAAAUACUUGAGAGACAAGCUAAAUAUAGGCAAGAUAUUGAUUGUAGAUCUGGAUGUUCACCAUGGCAACGGUACACAGCAGGCUUUUUAUGCUGACCCCAGCAUCCUGUAUGUUUCCCUCCAUCGCUAUGAUGAAGGCAACUUCUUCCCCGGCAGUGGAGCCCCAAAUGAGGUUGGAAGUGGCCCUGGUGAAGGGUAUAACAUAAAUAUUGCUUGGACAGGUGGCUUGGAUCCUCCUAUGGGCGAUGUUGAGUAUCUCACAGCAUUCAGGACUGUGAUUAUGCCAGCUGCCAAUGAGUUUGAUCCAGAGAUUGUCCUGGUGUCAGCAGGAUUCGAUGCUGUGGAAGGCCACGACCCUCCGCUGGGCGGGUACAAAGUCACAGCUAAAUGUUUUGGUCACCUAACCAAGCAAUUGCUGAAGCUAGCGGAUGGUCGUGUGGUGCUGGCACUGGAGGGAGGACAUGACCUUACUGCCAUCUGUGAUGCAUCUGAAGCCUGUAUAAACGCCCUUUUAGGAAAUGAGCUGGAGCCUCUCCCAGAAGAUAUUGUGCACCAAAUCCCCAAUAUGAAUGCAAUAGCUUCUUUAAAAAAGACCACUGAAAUUCAAAGCAAGUACUGGAAGUCAGUGGAGCCAUACUCUGUGCCAGUGGAUUGUGCUCUGGCUGAGUCUCAGAAACAAGAGAGGGAGGAGACAGAAACGGUAUCUGCUAUGGCCUCUCUUUCAGUGGAUGUUGAGCAGUGUAUCCCUCAGGAAGGCAGCAGAGCUGCUGGCGAGCCCAUGGAAGAAGAGCCAGCCUUGUGAAGUGCCAAGUCCUCCCUGAUAUUUCCUGUGGGUGACAUCAUUGUGUAUCCCCCCAAAGCACCCUCAGACAUGUCUUGUCUGCUGCUUGGGUGGCACAGAUCAGAUGGAACAUAAACACUGGGCACAAAACUCUGAAUAGCAGCUUCACUUGUUCUUUGGAUGGACUUGAAAGGGCCCUAAAGAUUCCUUAAAUGUAACCGCUACAAUUCUAGAGUUACAGUAAAACGGGCUUGGGAGAAAGAGCCUAGAGCAUGCUUUUUAUAUGCUGUUUGACCAGCUCACCAACAUAAAUUGUGAAAUAGAGUAUUACAAAAUUCUACAUGAUAGAUUAUAGAUAUAAGAAUUGCAACAGCCAGCAAAAUACUCGGUAAACUCCAUGAAUCACUUUCUGACACUGGGUAAUUUUUUUCAUACUGUGUUAAAUUGUUAAUAGAAUUUGUUUUCCUUGCUCUGUGCAACGGAAAAAAAAAAACCCACAACUUUAUUUUACGUGCCAUUUUUUAACCCCCUGUAAUGAGUUCUUAGCUGAAUAAGUGAAAGGUAUGUAAAUUGCGAUGAAGGAUUUUAGCUAAAGGGAAAGCACUUCUUAUUGUACUAUAAAUCCCCCUAAGUACUGUGCUUGGUGGUGCUUUACUUUCUUUUCCCUUUUCUCGGCCAUCCCUCCCCAUUUCAUGUAAUCUUUCCUAUCAUAAAAACACAUUCACAAUUCUCUAAAAUGAGCGAUUUUCUGCCUUUAAAAAAAAGUGCUGUACCCUCCGUAGUUGACAGUAGCUCUCACCAAAUGUGCAGCAGAGAUCAAGUACUCUCUGAAAAAUGGAUGGCUUUUCAAAUGUGCUUUUAGUUUGUUCUGAAAUGUUUCUGCAUCCUGACUCUAAGAGCAACGAUCUUCAGUAACUGCGUGCAGCUCAUUUGAAGCUCAGGUGUUUCUGUGGAGGUUGUGUUGGGAGUGUUUUUUGCAGGUCGUCAUGUGAAUACGAACUGAUUCUUUUAUGUAGUCCUGCACCAAGAGAACUGAUGUUGCUUAAGAAGCUUCAAAGGGUUUAGGCUUUAUUUUAGAUCCCCAAAGUGCAGCAAGAUCUCCCUGCAACGUGACUUUAGCUGUUUAAUUCCAUGUUUGAGAACGUAACAUAGAGUUGUGCCUUUAGCUGAUAAUGAACGCUUAAACUGUUACACGUGUUGCCUUACCGUCAGCGAAAGAGAUAGGGCAGGUAUGUAAGACCACUUCAACUGAACAAAACUCUGCUUCAGCAACUUUUAUUUUGUUUACAACUUUCUCACCUAAUGAACCCUGGGAGAUACCUUGAAGUAUUUGACUUGCAGUAUUUGAUAGCUCGCUCAGCAAAUGAUGUUCAUUUUUAUAUAUUUUCCAAACUC